Molecule: messenger RNA, 698 nt
Organism: Siniperca chuatsi (mandarin fish)
Lineage: Eukaryota; Metazoa; Chordata; Actinopteri; Centrarchiformes; Sinipercidae
Product: placenta-specific gene 8 protein-like
Exons: 5
Coding region: 163-477 (104 amino acids)
Biological process (GO): positive regulation of transcription by RNA polymerase II
Source: RefSeq, a predicted model, not a curated record
UUCCCAGGUGCUGAAGUGAUAAAGUCCAAAACCACAUUAGUCACCUGCUUAUAACGGUUAUAAAAAGUCACAUUGCCUCCGCUCUCAAUCUGUCGUCCGGGAGCCUCCUUCAUCAGUUUCACCGUCCUUCAACUCUCCAACCAUCUGAGAAUUAUCCUGAUCAUGGCUGUGACCAAUCAACCAGGCAGAUACGAACCCUCUGACUUCCAGACCGGCCUGUGUGAUUUCUGCGAUGACUGUGGAACUUGCUGCUAUGGUCUGUUGUGCUACCCGUGCCUCGGCUGCUCCAUUGCCAGUGACAUGGACGAGUGCUGCCUGUGUGGUCUGAGCAUGCCCAUCCGCAGCGUCUACAGGACCAGAUACAACAUCAAAGGGUCACUGUGUAAUGACUUUAUGGUGGUCUGGUGCUGUCCAAUCUGUACCACCUGCCAACUGAAGAGAGACAUUGACCGCAGGAAGGAGCAAGGCAUUUUCUGAAUGGAUGCUGUCAUGACACCAGACAAGCUGUAGAUCUGCUGAAUUGCUAUGUGCUCAUUGAAGCAUUUGUAGAGCCCAUUCUCUCUGUGAUAAAGUGAUUGAAUUGUUUAUGAAGUGGUAUACAGUAUAAUACAACCUUUAACGGUGCUGUAAAUGGACUGUCCUUGUGAUCACCUUGGGGUUUUAAAGCUGUUCUUUUAAUAAAAAGAUUUUAAUUUGAA